AUGGAUAUUCAAGAAGAGAAUUCUUCCUCCGCUUUUGGACCUUUGGCAGCUAUGACUUUGAGGAAUAUGUCGUCGUCGUCUUCGGCUUUCUUUUCGGCGAAUCAGUCGCCGUUUUUCUCUCCAAGAACUUCAUCGUGUCAUAUAUCAGAUACUUUGAGAGGUGAAGCUUUGAAUGAGAGAAUUCAUGUAGAUGAUGCUAGUGGUGCUGCUGCUGCUGCUUCGACUAGUACUAGUUCGGUGAUUCCGGAACAAAAAAGUACAAUCUCUGAUGUGGCUGCUGCGUCUCCGGUUGUGUGUAAUUCGGGCGAUAUGCAGAGGCUCGACCGGAUAUCUUCGUCGGUUGAUAUAUCUAGUAGCACUGUAUCUGGUUACUGUCAUCCGUAUGAUGAUUGUUAUUCGGGACAGAAAGAGAAGCGGAGUAAGAAAGGGAGAAACCUGAAACCGGGUUCGAGAUCGAUUUCUUCUUACAGGUUGAAGAGUUGUGAUGUUUUUAUAGGAUUACACGGUCGCAAGGCUUCUCUUGUGAGAUUUUCCAAAUGGUUGUGUGCCGAGUUAGAAAUUCAUGGUAUCAGUUGUUUUGUAUCGGACAGGGCUUCGUGUAGGAACUCUAGCAAGCUUGGCAUUGCAGAGAAGGCUAUGGAUGUUGCUUCUUUCGGUAUAGUGAUUAUAACAAGGAAGUGUUUCAAGAAUCCGUAUACUAUUGAGGAGCUGAAGUUUUUCUCCGGCAAGAAGAAUUUAGUUCCGAUAUACUUCGAUUUGAGUCCGUUUGAUUGUCUUGUAAGGGAUAUAAUUGAGAAAAGGGGGGAGUUAUGGGAGAAACAUGGAGGAGAACUCUGGCUUGUGUAUGGUGGGUUGAGGCAGGAGUGGAAGGAUGCGGUCCACGCUUUAUCUCGGGUCGAGGAAUGGAAGUUGGAAGCUCAAGAUGGAAACUGGAGAGAUUGCAUACUUGAGACUGUUGCAUUGUUAGCAAUGAGGUUAGGCAGAAGAAGUGUCGCCGAGCAUUUGAGGAAGUGGAAAGAGAAAAUUAAGGAAGAGGAAUUACCUUUCACUCGUAACGAGAAUUUUAUAGGUAGAAAAAAAGAGCUUUCUCAGUUGGAGUUUAUGCUUUUUGGCGAUGUUACCGGUGAUUCAAAGCAAGAUUAUAUUGAACUCAAGGCAAGAUCCAAGAGAAAGCAUUUGACUAUAGGUAGAGGAAAGAGUAAUGUGUUGGAUGAAAGAAAUGGAAGUAGUAGGGAGGAGAAAGAACCGGUUCUAUGGAAAGAGUCGGAGAAAGAGAUUGAAAUGCAAAGUAUCGAAUUCGCUCAGAGGCACUAUCGUUCGAGGCCUAAACGUAGUGGAAAGUAUACUAGGAAGAAAAGAGGAAUUGAUAUUUUGUACGGGAAAGGGAUCGCAUGUGUAUCUGGAGAUUCAGGAAUUGGAAAGACCGAACUAAUUCUCGAGUUUGCUUAUCGAUUUCACCAACGAUACAAGAUGGUGUUAUGGAUAGGAGGGGAGAGCAGGUAUGUAAGGCAAAACUAUCUAAAUCUCAGGUCAUUUUUAGAAGUUGAUGUAAGUGUUGAGAAUAGUUUGGAGAAAACUAGUUUAAAAGGAUUCGAAGAGCACGAACAAGCGGCCAUUUCUAGAGUUCGCAAAGAACUGAUGAGAAACAUUCCAUAUCUUGUGAUCAUUGACAACUUGGAGAGCGAAAAUGAUUGGUGGGAUCACAAACAUGUGAUGGAUCUUCUCCCUCGUUUCGGUGGAGAGACUCAUGUGAUCAUAUCAACGUGCCUUCCAUGCAUCAUGAACUUGGAACCGCUAAAACUUUCAUACUUAUCUGGAGUUGAAGCAAUGUCUCUAAUGUUACCAACUGGCAAGGACUAUACAGUUGCUGAGAUCGAUGCUCUGAGAACAAUCGAGGAGAAGCUUGGAAGGUUAACUUUAGGCCUUGCGAUUAUUGGUGGAAUUUUAUCGGAGUUACCUAUAACUCCAAGCAGGCUCUUAGAUACCAUAAAUAGAAUGCCCUUGAAGGAGAUGUCCUCGUGGAGUGGUAAAGAGGCUCACGUCUUCCGGAAGAACACUUUCCUUCUUCAGCUCUUCGACGUUUGUUUCUCGGUGUUUGAUCACGCAGACGGCCCUAGAAGUUUGGCAACAAGAAUGGUACUUGUAAGUGGAUGGUUUGCAUCAAGUGCCAUUCCAGUUUCCUUGUUAGCACUCGCUGCACACAAUAUACCGAAAAAACACAAAGGGACUUGUUUGUGGAGAAAAUUGCUGCAACCCUUAACCUGCGGUUUAACUUCCUCGCACACGAAAAAAUCGGAAUUAGAAGCAUCUUCUUUACUUCUAAGUUUCAAUAUUGCAAGGAGUUGUGCGAAGAAAGGAUGUAUUCAAUUCAACGAACUCGUCAAACUAUACGCCAGAAAAAGAGAAGUUAAUGGAUCAUCACAAGCAAUGGUUCAAGCUAUCAUCAGUCAAGGUUCAAUAUCUCAACAUCUGGAUCAUUUAUGGGCUGCAUGUUUUCUACUAUUUGAAUUCGUCCAUAACCCCGCCAUUGUCGAGCUCGAGGUUUCCGAACUCCUACAUCUCGUGAAAAAAGUUGUCCUCCCUCUUGCCAUUCAAUCCUUCAUCACAUACUCCCGAUGCACGGCUGCACUCGAGCUUCUGCGCCUUUGCACCAACGCAUUGGAAGCAGCAGACCAAACACUAGUCACGCCAGUCGAUAAGUGGUUCGACAAAUCACUUUGUUGGAGAUCCAUCCAAACUAAUGCUCAGUUGAAUCCCUGUCUUUGGCAAGAGCUGGCACUAUGUCGAGCCACGGUUCUCGAGACUAGAGCAAAGCUUAUGCUAAGAGGUGCACAGUUUGAUAUAGGGAGUGAUCUAAUCAAGAAAGCUAUUUUUAUCAGAAGCUCGAUUUGUGGCGAAGAUCAUCCCGAUACGAUAUUUGCUCGCGAAACGUUAAGCAAACUCACUAGACUAAUUGCAAAUGUUCAGAUUCAUUCUUGA
Molecule: messenger RNA, 2979 nt
Organism: Lathyrus sativus (Indian pea)
Lineage: Eukaryota; Viridiplantae; Streptophyta; Magnoliopsida; Fabales; Fabaceae
Source: the annotation of a GenBank genome assembly